ACUGCUUCGAAGCACUACCCACUAGAGUUCAACACAUUGAAAUAAUACCACAAAAAAGAAAAGGAAUCAAUAAGGGUAAAUACAUGCAUAAGAAAAACAAACGUUCGUAAUAAUUGAACUGCAAAAUAUGGAUUCGGGGAUCACAUUCUUCUGGUUCUUCUUCUUCUUCUAUACCGCUGUCGUAUUUAGUAGUGUCGCAUCCUAUAACAUCACCGCAGUUCUUGAAAGUUACCCGUCUUUCAGCACGUUCAACGACUACUUAAUCCGAACUGGGAUCGCGACAACCAUCAACUCCCACACGCCUCCUCCUGUCACUGUCUUAGCGGUGGACAAUGCUAACAUCUCCACAUCUCUUUCCGGUACGGCGCCAAAUGUUCUGAAAAAAAUCAUGAGCGCUCAUGUGAUUCUUGAUUACUUUGACGCUCCAAAGCUCCAGAGGUUGGGGAACAGGAGUGUGACGGUGGCAACGCUCUUCAACAGCCGCGGUGAAGCUUUGAAUAAUCAUCAGCAAGGCUACAUAAACAUCACGGGUUUUGGGUCAGGGAACGUUGGGUUCACAGCUGCUGCUCCUACUGCCUUAGGACAGUCCAGUCUAGUUACAUCUCUUGUUUCACAACCAUAUAAUUUCUCCUUGCUGCAGAUCAGCAACGUUAUAGUUCCUUCCGGCAUACAUAAUAACUCUGCAAAUUCCAGUUCCGGGCCUGUUAGUAGCCCAGUCAUGCCGCCCGCUUCAAGCCCAAAAACACCUCCUGCUGCGAGCCCAAGCAGAGCUCCAGGUGGCAGCCCAAGCAGAGCUCCAGACGCAAGCCCGGCAGAGCCUCCUGCGCCUAGCCCUGCCGGUGCAAGCCCAGCCAAGGCUCCUGCUGCAAGCCCAACUAGGCCCCCGGCUGAGAGCCCAACUAGGCCCCCGGCUGCAAGCCCAACUAGGCCCCCGGCUGCAAGCCCGACGAAGCCCCCCUCCGCACCUAGCCCAAGGAAGAUGAAAUCUCCAGCACCCGCUCCAUCAUCUACAGCGCCCACGCCAACGCCUGCUGCUGCUCCGAACACCCCGGCGGCGGGGAACGACGAAUCCAGUGCCACCACCACUCGACGGAUCCGUGGUUUUCUUGUAGCCGCCGCUACAGUCUCAUCAAAUCUAUUUCUCGUCUUCAUGGUUUGACACAAUCAAAUAGGCUUCUUUUCACACACCUACCCUAAUAAGUUCUGUUCCUUUGUUUCUAGAUGUUCAAAUGAUCUACUUCUUUUCUAGAAGCAGGUGAAAUUAUUUUGAAUGAAUUUGAUGCCUCAUAAAUUCCGAUCAUGCACAACUUCAUUUCUAAUGAAUGGUCGCAUUUUCCCUUUCCAAAUGAUCAAAGCGAUCGAUAUGUGAAAUCAAAUACUUAUUCAAAUAACAACUCAUUAU
This is a messenger RNA of Cuscuta epithymum, 1402 nucleotides long. The record is from the annotation of a GenBank genome assembly. NCBI's taxonomy places the organism in Eukaryota, Viridiplantae, Streptophyta, Magnoliopsida, Solanales, Convolvulaceae.